CUUCUCCGGCUUGCACCUCGACCACAGCGUCAGCGGCGGCGUCGCCGGAUCUGAAGCCCGGCUCAGCGCCGCACAAUGCAAAACAAGAGUCGUGCGCCGAGUCUUUGUCGGUGUCAUCUGCAGCGCGCAACAUUAAGUUCCUGGGUGAUCAUAGUCAUGUUGUCCAUCAGGAGCGUCCGCCUCGGAUCCCGUUGCCGAAGCGCAUGGAGGAGAUGAUUGCGCGAGAGGUGAAGCGUGCCGCACAGUCGUCGCACAAACACCGGCGUCAACAGCUGCUCUACCAGCCGGCAAAGUUCACCAACUUCAACACGAUUUUGACAGCGCUUGCCGAGGGUGUCCUUGGCAACGAAAGACUGCUGGCCGAAUUUUCCAUCCACGAG
Amoebophrya sp. A120 is the source of this 380-nucleotide messenger RNA. The record is from the annotation of a GenBank genome assembly. NCBI's taxonomy places the organism in Eukaryota, Dinophyceae, Syndiniales, Amoebophryaceae.